AUGGACGAGCAAAAUGAUAACAAGUCUUAUUUAGCCUGCGAAGCUGGUCAAUCUCUAGCUGUAUCCUCGUCGGGAACUCCACUUAUAUGCGAAAAGCCGUCCGUCUGUCCAAAAGGAUACAAAUGCGUCUACGACGAGCUCUUUCGAAGGCAUCAUUGUUGUGGAUACCCCAGUGGUAGAAAUACAAUUCUUCUACCCCUGGGGACAGCGCAUAAUAUUAGCGGUGACGAUCGGCAUUUACACGAUUCGCCAGGAAUAAGCAGGCUGGUGGAGAAUAAAGUGACACCGAUAGCGUUUGUCCCGUGGACUUCGUAUAGAUACGGCCCUCUUCUUGGUACAGGCUCAGCUAUGCAUUGUACUCCAUCAGUUUACUCUGAUCCCUGUCCCGAAGAAUUUGUUUGUAUAGGACACGGACAGAAUGGAUAUUGCUGCAAACCAAAAAUUAUUCGAAUGGUAUUCAAGAACAGUGAACACAUAAACAAUAUUUGUCCUCUUGGGCAAUCUCCAGACCUGUCCGCCUCAUCAGAACACCCGGUCAAGUGCAACCUCCAAGCUGUGAACGGUACCUGCAGCCAUGGAUUUGAGUGUAUCACCCCUUAUAGCGCAUUGUGGGGCUUCUGUUGCUCCUCCAAUAUUACAGGAUGGUGCCCACAUGAUUCGCGGCCAUUUCUAGACCCUGAUACAGGUCAACCGCAAAAGUGUACCGUUCAAAAAGACGUCAUUGUUCCGCUGGGAGAGAAACUGAGCGGUCUAUACUUCGACAAUAUGUACCGCUUUAUAAAUACAGCACCUUUACCAACCAUAAGUAACGGAAUUUCUGUCAUAACUGUGAGAAACUCGUAA
Molecule: messenger RNA, 843 nt
Organism: Cooperia oncophora
Lineage: Eukaryota; Metazoa; Nematoda; Chromadorea; Rhabditida; Trichostrongylidae
Source: the annotation of a GenBank genome assembly